AUGGCGAAUGAUGACCGCAUGUUUGCGGGCCUCCGAGGGAAUAACCAGCGAGCCGUCAUCUCUGCCACAACAAAUAACACCAGGACCAACAGAUUUGCGCAGCCAAACAGUAUUUCACUAAGUGCUGGUAAUCUUAUAGUUGGAUCGAACAAUGACUCGAGGCAGCAUGGCAAUCAGAAUAGAAAUCCAAUCAGUGGGGCGGGCCCCAAGAAUUUUUUAAACGGUAAUCAUACAACGUCUUCACCAAUUGAUCUCCCGAAUGGAGGCGCUAAUACACGGAAAAAUAAAACGCACCAAUUAGACCUACUGUAUCAUGAAUCGCGCUAUUCUACUGAGCCAGUGAUGUUGAAUUUAAGUGAAUUCCUUGACAUAAGAAGCGGUGACAUAUGUGAACUAAAAACUUAUCAUCGACACCCUAAACCAUCUGACCGUAAAAUUUACUUCAUUGCGAAAGAUUUGGAUCAGGGUAUUAAAAGGCGUGCAAAAUCUUGCCACAUAUCUGUUUUGUCAGGCCAGCUGCAAUCACUACUAGACUUGCCUUCAAGGUCCAAAGUUUGGGUAAAAAGAAAGGAAAAGGCAGAUAGUGAAGCUGAUCUAGUUGAGCUAAACAUCAAGGACUGUUUGCUUAAUAGAGGUGAUAUGUGGUGUUUGUCUUCUCAACUGGUACAAUCGUGCCUUUUUUCAGGGCAAAAAUUGACUUUUUUUGAUUCAAUCAGAGCUACAGUUAAUGGUAUUUAUAGAGAUGGUAAGAAAGUACUUUCCGGAUAUGUUGAUGAGAAGACUAGAGUUGUUUUUCGGUCAGAAUCUGCAAGAAUGAUCUUUUUGAUUCAAAUAACAGACGAGAUGUGGAACUUUGAAGAAACAGGUGAGCAACUAUUUCAGAAAAUGGUGAACUCACUUUUCCCGAAAAUUUUCAAGAAAUGGAAGGAAAUCGACACUCAUCAUAGCAUAACGAUCGCAUUUUCGACAUCAGUUGAUUAUUCAGAAGUUCCCUUUAGAGAGCUCAGACCUGGAGAACUUCUGAAAAAUACGAAAGACUACUUCCGAAUUGUUGUCGAUCAAGUACACAUCAUUCACUGGGUUGAAAUUAUGGAGACAUUAAGAAAAGAAUUUAUGAACCUGACCCGUAAUAUACUGAAUUUCAAAACAGAAGAUGGGCAUAGCAUUAUCAAAGGCCGCUUCUCUCCAGUCAUCAAAUCAAACAUUCUCGAACUUGUUAAUUUUGCAACAACUAUAUUGGCAGAUCCAUUCAAACAACCUGAUUUGCGACAUACUACGACUCACGUAAUAUUAAUCAGCCCAGGUUCAGGCCUUUAUGACGUUGACUACGACCUGCUCAAACUGACGGGGAAAAAACUGCUGUCAUUAGAGAUGACCAUGGAUUUAAUUUGUUUAUCUCGUACUCCUCUUCACGUUGUUCCACUGCUGAGAUAUCUUGACUACGAAAACAACCUGCAUCAUUGUAGUCCCAACUGGUUAAGUAUCUUUUUUUGGAACGAUGCGUUCAAGAGUUCCCGAGAAUGGUAUCCGAGAUGCAAGAUUUACGAUGUUCAAAUGAUGGGUUUAAAUGAGAACGACAUUCUUAAAGAGGUUGAUAUUGCAAACAUAAAUGCGGGAAAGGGUGUACACAGCGUGUCACAAUUGAUAAAUAUUUAUGAUAAUGGUGUCUUCAAAUCUCACCGGAUGAAAUCCCUUCCUAGUAUUUCGAGACAAGGCGGGCUCCUUCCCUUGGGUAAGAAUGAGCAAGAGAUAAAUAAAAUUUCAAAUACAGCUUCUGCCUUUGUUUGGACAACUCCUAAGGUGGCAGAUGCGGUUAUAGAAAAAGUUCAAAAACCGCAGGUUCUCGCAAACUUAUACACUACUGGUACGAAAGGAAGGUCAUCAGGUGGCAGUAGUACUGAAAAUACAUCUUCUAAUGAUGUUAGAACUCAGAUACCUGUUACUUCCCUUGCAGUUGAUACUUUAAAAGGUAUAAACAAAAAGAACUCUGUGAAAGACUUCACUCAUCGUAUUGUUAAUAAACUCAUUCCCGAUUGGGAUCAGAAAAGACCGGCAUCAAAUUCUUUGAGACAGGUAAUCGAAGGACCGUUUGAACAUCCGAAAGUAGAGGUUGGGUCUUUAAGUAUUUGUAAUGGCGCAUCAGAACAAGGUCCAAAAAUUACCAAGAAUCUCAGUUCCUUAGAAACUGAAAACACACAGAGGUCUUUGACAGAUAAUGAAUCAUGCCAUGCUUCAGUUAACUCAUUGAACUCCUCGAGAUACUCGAGGGGUGCAGAGGGAAGACCCUUCCUUCUUGAAGAGAAGAAGGCUAGGAACAAAGGAAGGAUAGACAUUGAGGGGCAGCCUCCAGUAGUAGAUCAGACGUGGAUUGAAAUUGAAAAUCCAUCAAUACCUGUUAGCGGUGAGAUUGCCAAAAGAAUGCUACCGAUUCGUUGGAAGGAUGUUUUACCGCGCUAUGUUGCCAAAAAAUAUAGCAAAUGGCGCUCGUUCACAACUCCUGCAGAGCUUCCUAUUACAAUAUCAGAAUUUCCUUCGAAAAUAGACUUUGAUACAAAUUUUGUCUUUCGAAAUCACUUUGUCACUCUUAACAUAGAUCAGGAAUCAUAUAACCAAACGUGCAAGGACUUGUUACGUAAUAUGAUAUACUUAAGGCUACUUACUGGAUUUCAGCUGUGUGUGGGUCCAAAGGCGGAAGCUAUCGAGCUCGCAAAAUCAGGUGGUAGUGAUGAAUCUCCGAUAGCUAAAUAUACUGAAGGCAACUGGAGCAGUAUAAAAGUAUACAUGAUGAUUGACUCCGAAAUUCACAGGUUAUCGUGCGGUGUCGAGGGCAUUAUAGACGUCCAACGAUACAUAAGGAAAAAUGAGGCAAAUCCCUUUGAACAGGUGCCGAGAUAUAUACCUCUUGUCAAAACAAGGUAUGAGAAUGAUUACAGGAAUGCAGAAGUCGACACUCUACAUGUUAGUCGUGAAACAUUCAAUUGGGAUCAAAUUGACCAGGUACUUGCGGGUUAUGGAGAUUAUGGUUUUAAUAAAAAGUCGUAUGGUUUCCGAUCAAAAUUAGUUGUGUUGCCCGCUGAAAUUCCAGCCACCACUUACUCGUCGGUUAUAAGUGGAAGAAACGAAACAUUAACAGCCGAAGAAAUCAGAUUGGAAGGGCUUCGUAGGUUAAUCGCCCUAGUUACGAGGUCUCCUCUGCGGACAGUUCAAGAGACACUUGCAAAUAAGAGUAAAAAAGAUGAAAUUCAGCAAGAGAUCCAGUUCUAUACUGGAUCGUUGUUCGACUUUAUUCAUGAACAACAAGCUUCGCUUGAAAAGUCAGUGCUCCAUUACAAAGAUUCGAUUUUUGCAAGCGAAAACAGGCAAUUAAAAAAAGAUGUUGAACUGAAAACGUUAGCAAAUGAAAUUCAGCAUGGGAGUAACCCCCUCGCACUUGUUACAAGGAAGUGGCACUGGAAAAAGCAUAAAAAUAGUUUUCUUGGAUCAGAAAUGGUAAACUGGCUAAUCAGAAACUUUGGUGAUAUUGAUACAAGAGAGGAUGCCGUUGAAUAUGGUCAAAUUUUAAUGGACCGAGGCAUGUUUGUGCAUGUCCUGAACAAACAUGGUUUCCUUGACGGGCAUUAUUUCUAUCAAAUCUCUCCGGAUUUUAUCUUCGAGGUGGGUGCUCUGGAGAAGACACACAGUGAUCAGAAAUCAACAGAAACUAGAAAUUUUGCGAAGGACAUUGAACCUGCUAUUAGCACAUCUGAAUCAAAUAUCGUGUCCAAUUCUUCAACAUAUCACUCUGCAAGACUGCGAGAUAUGGAUGAGUCAAGAGGAGAAGACCAGUUUGAUUUACCGAAGCCCACAGUCAUCUUGAGCACUUCUAUGGUUAUCGAUGUUGACCCAGCGGGUAAGUCGUACAAACUCGAAACUUGCACAGUUCAUUAUGAUAAAGUUCAUAAUCCGGAACAUUGUUUUCAUAUUCGUUUGGAAUGGUUGACCACUACCCCAAAAUUGCUUGAUGAUUUAGUCGGAAACUGGUCGCGUCUCUGUGAAAGAUAUGGUUUACGCUUAGUUGAAGUUCCCUGGAAAGAACUUUGCCAGAUACCGAGCAUUAAUCCAUUCCAUUCUUUUGUUGACAUUAAACUUGCUAUUAACCCAUGGGAAGAUCCAGAGUUCAAAGACCUGGAAAUAUUAUCCGCUGGCAAGUUUUAUUACCACAUGUAUCUUCUGAAAGCAUCUGGCUUUCUGUUUGACAACAGGGCCUCCACAUUCUUGGAAGGAGGAAAUGGCGCACAUUAUAACAUUGUCUAUUCGUGGGGUAAACCUGAGUUCAAGUAUGCCCAAUUUAUUCACAGUACGGGUGCUUAUAUUGCGGAAAUCAGGGAAAACGGAAAUUUAUUUCUUGCACCAAACAAUAUUUACAUCUCCAGAGUGAAUCACGGCAAUGUCAUUGGUAAAGCACAAUCGUCGCCCCAGUUUGCAUUAGAUGCGCAGAAAGUUAUGUUGGAUUUCAAAAAGACUUGUACAACCUACGAGGAGCUAAGAACAAUCCUAUUGCAAGCAAAAGAGAAAUGGAUUGAAGACCAGUUUUAUGAAGACUAUUUGACCUAG
Zygotorulaspora mrakii is the source of this 4593-nucleotide messenger RNA. RefSeq names its product GTPase-activating protein IML1 (gene IML1). The record is from RefSeq and is a predicted model, not a curated record. Gene Ontology annotation, biological process: negative regulation of TORC1 signaling; positive regulation of autophagy; intracellular signal transduction. NCBI's taxonomy places the organism in Eukaryota, Fungi, Ascomycota, Saccharomycetes, Saccharomycetales, Saccharomycetaceae. Bases 1 to 4593 code for a protein of 1530 amino acids. The transcript has a single exon. Gene Ontology annotation, cellular component: GATOR1 complex. Gene Ontology annotation, molecular function: GTPase activator activity.